AUGGCCAGCUCCUUUGCAAGUUCGGCAAAUAACAACUCAAACAAUUCUGCCAACAAUGGAAACAGCAGCAACAGUGGUGGCGGCAACUCCCGAAGCAGCGCCGCAGAAGCCAACAAGAAGAAAAAGACAAGGACCACCUUCACGUCGUACCAACUGGACGAACUAGAGCGAGCCUUCCAGCGGGCUCCCUAUCCUGAUGUCUUUGCUCGAGAGGAGCUGGCGGUGCGACUUAAGUUGAGUGAAUCUCGUGUGCAAGUCUGGUUUCAGAAUCGUCGAGCCAAGUGGCGCAAGCGUGAGCCACCACGGAAGUCCUUCAUCCACUCGGCGAAUGCGAACAAUCUGGUACAGUUUGCUAAGUCACUGGCCGUCGCCUCUGGCGGCAGUCCCUCCAGUUCAGCAUUGUCCUCCUCUCCAAUGCUUUCCGGUGCCGGGGUGUACGGAGGCGCAGGCGGCUCAGCACUGCACACGGCCAAUCUGAUGGCAUCGGUGAGCAGUCAACAGGCGGCGGCUGCCGCAGCCGCUGCCGCCUCACUGGCCUACGGUCAAACAGCAAGCUCCGGCUACAUGACACAGCUGUCAUCGCCGCCGCCCAACAGCGGCAGCUACUCUCCGCCGCCUGGCACCGGUGCCAACUUUCUCAAUCCCAAUUUGGCGCAGUACUACGGCGGCAGCUCUGGUUACGAUACCAGUUCUUGCCAGUUCGGCAGUCCAGUUCUGGAAGGCUACGGCUCCGGUGGUGGAAAGAUGCUUU
Rhagoletis zephyria (snowberry fruit fly) is the source of this 751-nucleotide messenger RNA. NCBI's taxonomy places the organism in Eukaryota, Metazoa, Arthropoda, Insecta, Diptera, Tephritidae. The record is from RefSeq and is a predicted model, not a curated record.